AAUAUUUUACUAGAGAUAAAAAUGCCUGUAUGAAAGCACAUUUUAAACAUGUGUACCCCCUAGUGAAUAGUCAAAGCAAGUGUAAAUGAAUUAUAUGAUAUUAAUAGUUUAUUCUUGUUUGUUUGAAAAAUAUUGGAGAUAAAGAGUGAAUCUUAAAACAAAACUUGAUGUUGUGAAAUUUAAAUUAUAGGUUUAAUAUAAUUCAGUGAAGAAAUACGAUGAAGUACAACAUAUUCCGUAUUACAAAUGUUCUGUUUAUGCAAAAACGGUUCUUUAAAAAAGUACAAGUAAGAGUUAGAUUUGCACCUAGUCCAACUGGUUCGUUACAUGUAGGAGGUUUACGAACUGCAUUAUAUAAUUAUUUAUUUGCCCGUGCUAAUAAUGGUGCAUUUAUUUUACGAAUUGAAGAUACUGAUCAAUCUAGAUGUAUACCUGAUGCAAUAGAAAAAAUCCAAUGUGAUUUACUAUGGUCUGGAAUCAUACCUGAUGAGGAUCCAAUAAGAGGUGGACCUGCCGGGCCUUACAUACAAUCAAAACGUCUUGAAAUAUACAAGGACCAAGUGCUUAAACUUAUAAAUAAUCAAUCUGCAUAUUACUGUUUCUGCACAGAAAACAGAUUGCAAUUAUUGCGAAGAGAAGCAAUAAAACGAGGAGAAGUGCCUAAGUAUGAUAAUAGAUGUAGACAUAUAAGCAACGAUGAAGUAAAAGCAAAACUUGAUAAGGGAUCCCCUUUUUGUAUUAGAUUUAAGUUAUCUGCUGGAAUAGAAAGCUUUGAUGAUUUAAUAUAUGGUAAAAUAGAACAUGAUAUUGCACAAAGGGAAGGAGACCCCAUUAUUAUCAAAACAGAUGGUUAUCCAACUUACCAUUUUGCAAAUGUUGUUGAUGAUCAUCUUAUGGAAAUAUCUCAUGUAUUAAGAGGAAUUGAGUGGCAAGUAUCCACACCUAAACAUAUAAUGAUGUACAAAGCUUUUAAUUGGACUCCACCUUUAUAUGGACAUUUACCCUUGGUAUUAAACUUUGAUGGAUCAAAAUUAUCAAAAAGGCAAAGCGAUAUAAGUAUAGAAUCCUUUAGAAAAGAGGGAAUUUUUCCAUUAGCAGUUUUAAACUAUGUUACACAUGCUGGUGGUGGUUUUGAUAAUAAAGGAGGUGCUCUUUACAUUGAUAGUUAUGAAGAAUUAAUCAAACAAUUCAAUAUUUCUAAAAUAAAAGUAAGUUCUAAUAAACUUUCACCUCCAAAACUAUUAGAAUUCAAUAGGAUAGAGAUAGCAAAAUUAUUAGCAAAUGAAAAAAAUAAUGCAUUUUUAAUUGAAAGAAUAAAAACGUUAGUCAUAGAAGCAUUCCCAAAUAGACAAACUGAUGGAAAUUUACAAUUAGACGACAAUCAUAUUAUUUCUGUAUUAAAAUGGGCACAGCAUAGAAUAUCAAAAUUAAGUGAUCUAGUAUCUCCAAAGUUGGCCUUUUUAUGGCAUAUACCAACCACAUCAUUUGAUGACACUAUGUUGGGAUGUAAAUUAGAUGCGCUUAAAAUAAUAAGUAUGAAAUUGAUUGAAACUGAAAUUCAAAAUUUUAAUAAAGAAUGGAUAAAUAAAUACCUAAAAGAAUUUGCUAAUGAACAUGAAAUUUCAUAUCCAACAUUGAUGAAAGCUUUACGUUUUGUACUUAGUGGUUUAAAGGAGGGUCCACCAGUUUCUGAAAUGAUGGAAAUUUUGGGGAAAGAUUCUACAGUGUUAAGAAUAAAACGCUAUAUUUCCUAAAAAUAAAAAUGUGGUCAUAUAUAUUUGUAAAUUUAUAAUUAACAAUACAUUUUGAAAUUAAUACUUUUUAUUAUUCGUAGAAUAAAAAUAAUUUUGAAUAGAAUACAAA
Molecule: messenger RNA, 1863 nt
Organism: Bombus impatiens (common eastern bumble bee)
Lineage: Eukaryota; Metazoa; Arthropoda; Insecta; Hymenoptera; Apidae
Gene: GluRS-m
Product: probable glutamate--tRNA ligase, mitochondrial
Exons: 10
Coding region: 219-1754 (511 amino acids)
Biological process (GO): glutamyl-tRNA aminoacylation
Molecular function (GO): tRNA binding; glutamate-tRNA ligase activity; ATP binding
Source: RefSeq, a predicted model, not a curated record